GGGGAAGACCUCUUUGAUCAUGGCCCUGGUGGGCGAGGAGUUCCCUGAAGAGGUGCCCCCGCGUGCAGAAGAGAUCACGAUCCCGGCGGACGUCACCCCUGAGAAGGUCCCCACCCACAUUGUGGACUAUUCAGAAAUGGAGCAGACGGAAGAAGAGCUGCAGGAGGAGAUUACCAAGGCGAACGUGGUCUGCAUGGUGUACGACGUGACGGAAGAAUCCAGCAUCGACAAGAUUCGGACAAAGUGGAUCCCCAUGGUGAACGGCGGUGCUGAAAAGGGCUCCAGAAUCCCCAUCAUCCUCGUGGGCAACAAGUCGGACCUGCAGACGGGCAGCUCUAUGGAAACCAUCUUGCCCAUCAUGAACCAGUUCUCGGAGAUCGAGACCUGCGUGGAGUGUUCCGCGAAGAACCUGAAGAACAUCUCCGAGCUCUUCUACUACGCCCAGAAGGCGGUCCUGCACCCGACAGCCCCGCUUUACGACCCGGAGGACAAACAGCUGAGGCCAGCGUGUGCACGAGCCCUCACUCGGAUCUUCAAUAUGUCCGACCAGGAUAACAACCAGAUCCUAAGUGACGAGGAGCUGAAUUAUUUCCAGAAAUCCUGCUUCGGGAAUCCAUUGGCCCCCCAGGCUCUAGAAGACGUGAAGAUGGUGGUGUGGAAGAACACGACGGACGGAGUCCAGGACAACGGCCUGACGCUCAACGGCUUCCUCUUCCUCAAUACCCUCUUCAUCCAGAGGGGGCGCCACGAGACCACGUGGACCAUCCUGCGCCGCUUUGGCUACGACGACACUGCUCCUAACCACCCGGCCUUUUUCUCUCCCAGGAUCCGGGUGCCCCACGACUGCUCCACCGAGCUCAAUCACUUUGGCUACCAGUUCUUGCAGAAGAUUUUUGAGAAGCACGACAAGGACCGCGACGGUGCCCUCUCCCCUGCGGAGCUGCAGAGCUGCUUCGGCGUCUUCCCUUACAUGCCCUGGGGGCCCGAGCUCUACCACACGGUAUGCACCACUGAUAAAGGCCUGCUUUCCCUGCAUGGAUUCCUCUGCCAGUGGACGCUCGUGGCCUACCUGGAGGUCCAUCGGUGUCUGGAACACCUGGGUUACCUGGGCUACCCCAUCUUCUCUGAGCAGGAUUCUCAGGUUCACGCCAUCACAGUGACCCGGGAGAAAAGGACCGACUUGGAGAAGGGCCAGACUCACCGGAACGUUUUCCUGUGCAAGGUGAUCGGGUCCCCGGGAGCCGGCAAAUCUGCCUUUCUGCAGGCCUUCCUGGGAAAGAACCUAGAGGCCCAAAAGAAAUCCCCGGGUAAGCAGACGGUCUAUACAAUCAACACAGCGCAAGUCAACGGCCAAGAGAAGUAUUUAAUACUGCAGGAGAUGGACGCAGAGGCGGAGUUCACGAAGGUAUCCGACGCCUCUUGCGACGUGGCCUGCCUACUGUACGACGUGACGGACUACAAGUCUUUCAACUACUGUGCCAGUAUCUAUAAGCAGCACUACAUGGACGGCCAGAUCCCUUGCGUCUUCAUGGCUGCCAAGUCGGAUCUCCCGCAGACGUCGCCGCUGCGGGGCCUCUCGCCGGCCGAGUUCUGCUACAAGCACCGCCUGCCGCCGCCGCUCCAUUUCACCUGCAACGUCCACGGCGUGCCCAGUUCCGCCGUCUACGCCAAGCUGGCCACGGCGGCCACCUUCCCGCACCUGAACGACAUCGACUUGGGGGCCGCCUCCUUCUGGAUCCGGGUCGCCUUGGGGGCCACGGUGGCCGCCGUGGUCGGGGUCACCCUCUACAAGGCCGUGGCGAAGAACAAGUGAACGAAGAAAGGGAGUCGGAGCCCUCCGCCGUUUCUCCGCGCAUCUUGGGGGGGGGGAGCCGGCUUCGUUUCCCCCAGACGAGGGGCACGCCCAAGGGAGAGACGGGGAGGGAGAACUCGAUGGAAACUGGAAGAACUAACUCAUUCCCCCACCCCACCCCUUCCUUUGCUCCCCACCGCGGCGGGAGGAGGAGGACCACCCUAGCACCAGCAGAAAUAGCCGACGAGUCAUGCCGCUGGCGGGGGCCGAGACUUGCCCUCAUUUCCAUCUCCCCGGCACCUUCCCCACACUCAGGGUGUGCUCCCCCACUUUCCCCAACCAGCGCUUCAGGUACCCCGUGCUUCACUCUGCUGCUAGACAUGUCUCAAGGCCGACCUUUAUUUAAUUUAUUUUGAGUUUUCUCUCUCUCUUUUUUUAAAAAAACCCCCACAUCCUGAUGUCUUCAAAGUGAAGCCGUUGCCGUAUUUCAGCAAAGCAGGUGUGUACGUUUUUUAAAACUGUUUUAAGGUUUGCUCCGAGCCUUGAGAAACGGCACGUGUUGCUCUGCUGUACUGGUCUGCCACCACAGAAUUCUCCUCAGCGUCAAAUUUUGUAAAGGAAGAGGCCGCUUUGUGCACGCGGUCGCCAACCCCAGAAAGGCCGAAGCCUCGUGGGACGUUUUCAGAGGGCCCUCGAGGGGUUUCACACGGGGUUCCGUUUUCCGCUGCUUAAAUGGAGGCCUUUCUGGGAACAUAAUUGACAAAAGGGGGCGAGGGAAACAUAAGAAUGGAGUCUGGUCUGUCGUGAGCUUCCCUCACAGAAGUCCCUCCAUUGGGUAUUAACGUCCUGUGCCACAUUCCCUUUGGGUAGUUGCACUGGGGCCUCGUUGCUAUGGUGAUUUGGAAGGCCUCGUUGCCCUGAUUCUCUGGGGCAAGACUGAAGCAGACAGUCUGAGGCCUCGGACGGCCUAUCGAGGGGCCUAAAACCGGCAGAGGGAGCACUGGACCGUUGCUAAGCAACCACUUGCUCCCUCCAUCUUGUUGGCUGUUUCUCCCCACCACAGGCCUGAUUUCAAUGUAGGGUCUUUCAGAGGUGUUGGUUAAGGAUGGUUCCCAUGGUGGAGGAAGGGGGGUAGUGGUGGUAACGGUUACACCCCCUCCCCAAGUACACUUAGUCAGUGUUUGAAUAGUUUGCCCCGACUCACCUUUCUGUCUGUUUUGUGCUUUCUGCUGCAGUUUGGCUCACAGAUCCGACCAGGAAACGCUCACCUCAGAGGGAGCCAUAAGUUAUAUCCGCUCAAUUUCUAUGUGUCAGGCUGCUUGUUAAAGGCACAAGAGCCUGACCAGUUAAAGGGGGAAAGGGAGUGCGGGGGAAGUACACCCAGCCGGUAGGUUUGUGCGGUUGUCGCUGCAAUCCCAGGGACCGCUCCCGACCCCUGUGUAUAGACAGUUGUGUAAAUAUGUACAUGAUAGCAGGAAAUAAUGUCCAUGCUUUCCUUUGGCUGCUCGGCUCAAAUUAAAAAGGGACUUCUUCGAAGACAGGUUCGCUGUGCUUCGCCUCGUCCUUACGGCAACCAGUGAAAGGCCUUUCUGUUCCGGGGUCCCUUCUCCCGUCCUCGGGUCUUACGGUGGAGGGGGAGGCCCCUUUCUGACCUCACUUUCGGAUGCACUCCGCGGGUGGCUGGUUCCCCGCAGCCGCAGAACGCCUCGUGCCCACGAAACUCAAGAGGGGAAUGUGACCGUGAACCAGUCUGUAUCUGGAAACCGGAAGCAGCCGUCUCCACGCUCGCCACUUCCAGGGCUCGAGCUGUUCAGAGGAGAUCUGUGCAUCGUAAGGGACACAAGGCUGGUGUCUUCAGCGGCAGCCUUGCGUUCCUUGUGGCGUUGGUUCCACCCUCAGUCUCCCAUCCAAAUUGCAAGCUGCCCCCUCUCGGUUUUGGCUUCUCUUCAUGGUCCUGUACAAGCAAGCAGGCCGUUGGACUGUCAAGUUGCAGGAUAAAGUUCGAGUCCAGUG
Molecule: messenger RNA, 3805 nt
Organism: Gekko japonicus
Lineage: Eukaryota; Metazoa; Chordata; Lepidosauria; Squamata; Gekkonidae
Gene: RHOT2
Product: ras homolog family member T2
Exons: 18
Coding region: 20-1813 (597 amino acids)
Biological process (GO): small GTPase-mediated signal transduction; mitochondrion transport along microtubule; regulation of mitochondrion organization
Cellular component (GO): mitochondrial outer membrane
Molecular function (GO): calcium ion binding; GTPase activity; GTP binding
Source: RefSeq, a predicted model, not a curated record